This is a messenger RNA of Rubroshorea leprosula, 651 nucleotides long. NCBI's taxonomy places the organism in Eukaryota, Viridiplantae, Streptophyta, Magnoliopsida, Malvales, Dipterocarpaceae. The record is from the annotation of a GenBank genome assembly.
AAGUCAUAAGAAAACAACCCGGAUCCGUCGAAAGUCAAAGAGGAGAGGAAAAAAGAGAGGUUGAGAUUGCGACGGGAGAUGGGGUGUUGUUUCUCUUGUUUUGACGGAGGAAAAAGAGAGGAGAGAAGGGAACAGGAGAGAUUGGCUUCCGCCGAGGCUCGAGCUAAAGCUGCCGAAGCUGCGCAGAAACGGCAAGAGCAAUUUGAAAAGUCAGCUGCAGGGAGAGCUGCACGUGCACAGCUAGAAGGGAUUGCAAAACAAUCUGCAAACACCAAUAAAGGCGAACCAGUUCUAAAGUGGCAGAUGGGUUGAGGUCCUGUCUGUUCCAUGUUGAAUCAAAAAUUUUUUAUGUUGAUAGUAGGUUGUAUUCUCUGCAUGACCAGUUUACUACUCUUCCUGGAGCAAGUGAGAACAUCCCCAAAGCAAAUGUGCGUCUGUCAAAUUUGACGCUGUAAUUUUUUUUUUCCAAUUAUGAUAUACGGUUUGAAAAGACCGCUGAAGAUGUAGGUUUAUGUUUUGCCUCUUCUAUACAAUCUCAGCCUGAACAUGGUUUAUUUUCUCCAUAAUAACUCACUCUCCAUUUUAAUUUUAUGGCCCAAGACUCAGUUCCUUGUGCAUUAAGAUUUUUUUGCGAUGUAUCAGAAUUUGAUA